GCGGCGCUGCGGCUGGCGCUGCACGCGCAAAAGGGCCAUCGCGCACUCUUGCGGCUGCACUGUGUGCACGUCGCACCACCCACAGUUGUUGCCGUGAGGAACUCUCCGAGGCUGCCCUUCGCGAACUCAGGACCUGUCCAGAGGGCAGCAGCCAAGACCUCACAGAGCCGCGGCCCGAGAGCUCGCACCACCGCGAACGCUUUCGACGCGCGACCACAACGGCCGGACCAUGUCGUCGACCGCCAAGCUCUUCUCGUCUCCCGGCUUCGGCCACAUCGACCCGAGCGUCGAGCGCGGCCAGCUGCGCAAGGAGAUCGACGCGGCGAUGACUCGCGUCGACAAGUUGCUGAAGAACAGCAAUAUCGAGGCGGCCGAGCGCAUCAAGAGGGUCGAGGACCUCAAAGACGAGAUCAAUCAGAAGAAGGCGCGCAUCGCCGAGAUCAAGGCGGCGGCGCGAAAAGCGUCGCGCGCGCCGACGCCGCCGGCGACGCCGCGCGAGCUCGCGCCCGUCGCGCCGCCGGGGUCGCGGUCGCCGCGGCCCGUCGUCCCGGUCCGGGUCGGCCCGCCCGGGCACACGCAGCCGUGGAGCCCGGACCGCGCGAAGGCGCUCAAGACGUA
Molecule: messenger RNA, 618 nt
Organism: Pelagomonas calceolata
Lineage: Eukaryota; Pelagophyceae; Pelagomonadales; Pelagomonadaceae
Source: the annotation of a GenBank genome assembly